Messenger RNA from Quercus lobata, 1152 nucleotides. RefSeq names its product TMV resistance protein N-like. The transcript has 3 exons. The record is from RefSeq and is a predicted model, not a curated record. Gene Ontology annotation, biological process: defense response. Lineage: Eukaryota; Viridiplantae; Streptophyta; Magnoliopsida; Fagales; Fagaceae. Bases 1 to 1152 code for a protein of 383 amino acids.
AUGGAUGAAUGGAAAAGUGCCCUAAAUAAUCUGAAAUUAGAAUUUGAUGAAAAUAUUAUGGUUCUGCUUCAAAUAAGUUUUGAUGGGCUUACAAAUACGCAGAAAGGAUUGUUUUUAGAUAUGGCAUGUUUUUUCAAAGGAGAGACCAAAGAUUGCAUAAGAGAUGUACUACAAAGUUUUGGUUACCAUCCAGAUUACAAUAUUGGUGUUCUUAUGAACAAAUCUCUCAUAACCAUUAAUGAAAAUGGUGCUAUAGGGAUGCAUGAUUUGCUACAAGAUAUGGGUCAAGAAAUCAUUCGUCGCGAAUCCCCUAGAGAGCCCGGUGGACGUAGUAGGUUGUGGAUUUAUGAGGAUGUCAUUCGUGUAUUGAAGAAUAAUACUGGAACAGAGGCAAUUGAAGGCAUAAUGCUAAAAUUUCCUAUUCAAAAAAUGGAACACUUGCGUGCUGAAGCCUUCUCAAAGAUGAAAAAUUUGAGAUUGCUUAAAAUUGGUAAUGAGAAAUUUCCACAAGACUUCAUAAAUGGUACUAUGCAACUUCCAAAAGACCUCAAUAUGGGUAAGGUGCAAUUUCUAGAAGGUCUUAGUUAUCUUUCUAAUGAGUUGCGUGUUAUUGAAUGGCAUGGAUAUCAUUUAAAAUGCCUACCAACCAAUUUCCAACCAAACAAACUUGUUGAAUUGAGAAUGCAUUGUAGCGGCAUCAAACAACUAUGGAAAGGAAAUUUGAUUUUUGAUGAGUUAAACCUUAUAGAUCUCAAUGACUCUCAAAACUUGAUCAAGACCUUGGACUUUAGUAGAGUCCCAAAUUUGAAGCAGUUGAUUCUUCAACAUUGUAUAAGACUAUCUAAGAUUCAUGCAUCUCUUGGAAAUCUCAAAUGGCUUACUCGAUUGGAUGUAAAUGGUUGUAAGUGCCUUGAGAGCCUUCCACCCAAGAUCAACUUGGAAUCUCUUGAAAUUUUUAUUCUUUCUAGUUGUUCAAGACUAAAGAAGUUUCCAAAGAUUGUGGGAAAUAUGUCAAGUUUGUCGGAACUUUAUUUGAAUGAGAUUGCCAUAAAAGAACUACCAUUGUCUGUGGAGCAUUUAACUGGCCUUACUAAAUUAGAUCUAGGAGACUGCAAAACCUUUCAAGUCUUCCAAAUAUUUGUUGUUGUUUGA